This is a messenger RNA of Zootoca vivipara (common lizard), 5032 nucleotides long. RefSeq names its product natriuretic peptide receptor 1 (gene NPR1). Gene Ontology annotation, cellular component: plasma membrane. The record is from RefSeq and is a predicted model, not a curated record. Gene Ontology annotation, biological process: cGMP biosynthetic process; receptor guanylyl cyclase signaling pathway; protein phosphorylation. NCBI's taxonomy places the organism in Eukaryota, Metazoa, Chordata, Lepidosauria, Squamata, Lacertidae. Gene Ontology annotation, molecular function: guanylate cyclase activity; protein kinase activity; ATP binding.
UGAAUGAAGAGAAGAAGAAGGAAAGAGGCAACUCGGGGACCUUGCAGUUAGAUAAACCUCUGCUCCUCUCUCUCCACUCCAGGCUGAGUUACGGCAAGGAAGGCAGCAGGCAGAGGCAGGCAGUGGCGGACGCAAACUCAACACAACUUCUUGGGGAGCAGAGAUUGGCUCCAGCGUGGGGCAGAAGCCGGCCGUGGGGUGGUGUUCUUUUUUUGCACCGCAGGAGAGGAGAAGAGGAAGAGUUUGCGGAGAGGCGGAAGGGAAAGGGUCAAGCGCCAAAAUGCGGGGAGCUGGCAAGGUGGGCAUAACUGGGCUGAGCUGGCACGCUUGAAAGAUUGGCACGCCUUAGCACAGCACCCCGUGCCACUCUCUGCGGGGUUUUGAAGGGGUGAGGAAGAUUCGGGGCAGGUGGGUGCAUCGGGGUUGCACCCGGGGCGAGGCCAGGGGAUGAAGGCCUGGUGUCGUGGCGGCAGUGGGGUGGCCCUCUGCGGGCUGUGGCUCUGCCCGGGGAAGCCCCUGAAAGUGGCGUCCCCCCACGGCCUGGCAUUUGUGUGCUGGAUCCUAGUGGCCCUCUCUCAGCUGGGCCCGGCACGUGCAGCCAACUUGACCAUCGCCGUGGUGCUUCCCGAGCGCAACACCACGUACCCCUGGGCCUGGCCACGGGUGGCACCCGCCAUACAGCUAGCCGUCCGCAAAGUCAAUGCUCGGCCGGACCUGCUUCCGGGCUACACCGUCCAGCUGGUCUUUGGAACCAGCGAGGACGAGCACGGCGUCUGCUCGGACAGCCUGGCCCCCAUAUCGGCCGUCGACCUCCAGAUGAGCGCCACCCCAGACCUGUUUGUGGGGCCCGGCUGUGUCUACCCCGCAGCCCCUGUGGCCCGCUUCACCCGCCACUGGGGGCUCCCGCUGGUGACUGCCGGGGCCGAGGCCGUUGGGUUUGCCAACAAGGCCAGUGGAUAUGCUUUGACCACCCGCACCGGGCCGAGCCACGGCAAGCUGGGCGAUUUUGGGGCCUACCUCAACCAGCACUUCAACUGGACGCGCCAUGCCAUGCUCCUCUACUGGGACAACAAAAACGACGACCGCCCUUGUUUCUUCGCCGUGGAAGGUCUGUACCUUAGGCUGCCAGCCUUGAUGAACAUGACGAUGGAGGACAUUCCUUUCUUGGAGGCGAACUACACCGCGCUGAUACGCGACAUCAAGCGAAAAGCCAGGAUCGUGUUCGUCUGCUGCGCCCCCGACAUCUUCCGUGAGCUCAUGGUCCAUGCGUAUCGUGAGGGGCUCACCACGGGCGAAUACGCCUUCCUCUACAUCGACCUCUUUGGGGCGAGCCUGCAGAGCUCCACAUUCCCCGAUCGGCAGCUCCCCUGGCGGCGGGAUGAUGGGAACGACACUGUUGCCCGCGAGGCCUACAAGGCCGUCAUGAUCAUCACGUACGCAGAGCCCACCAACCCGGAAUACAGGCCGUUCCUGCAGGAGGUCAAGGAAGGGGCUCGAGUGCAGUUCAAUUUCACCAUGGAAGACGGCCUGAAAAACUUCAUCGCUGCUGCCUUUCACGAUGGGGUGAUGCUCUUUGCUCAAGCAGCCAGUGAGAUGCUACAGCAGGAGGGAUCCUUCUCCAACGCCACCUUGACCACCCGCCAGAUGCAGAACCGGACUUUUUAUGGGGUCACAGGGACCCUGAAGAUUGACGAGAGCGGCGACCGGGAGAUGGAUUUUUCCCUCUGGGACAUGAACCCAACAGAGGGGGAGUUUGAGAUCGUCGCCACUUACAACGGGAUCACCAAGAAGAUCAAGAUGGUUCCCGGAAAGGAUAUCCACUGGCCAGGGAACGUCAUUCCGAGGGAUGUGCCCUUCUGUGGUUUCGAGAACACCAACCCAGCCUGCCAAAAAGCCUCCUUCUCACUGCUGGAGAUCUUGUCCCUCACGAUGACCUUGGUCCUGUCCGUCAUCAUCGUCACGGCUUUCUUUGUGUACAGGAAACUGAAGCUGGAGAAGGAGCUGGCCUCUGAGCUGUGGCGGGUGCAAUGGGAGGAUGUUCAGUCCAGCAACUUGGAGAAGAACCUCCGCAACAUGGGGAGCAAACUCACUCUCUCACUGAGAGGCUCAAACUAUGGCUCCCUUCUCACCACAGAGGGACAGUUCCAGGUUUAUGCCAAGACAGCUUAUUAUAAGGGGAACCUCGUGGCCGUGAAACAUGUAAACAGGAAGCGGAUUGAUUUGACACGGAAGGUGCUCUUCGAGCUGAAACAUGUGCGGGAUGUUCAGAACAAGCACCUGACACGCUUUAUCGGAGCCUGCAUCGACCCCCCAAACAUCUGCAUCUUGACAGAGUACUGCACCCGUGGCAGCCUCCAGGACAUCCUGGAGAACGAGAGCAUCACCUUGGACUGGAUGUUCCGCUAUUCGCUCACCAGUGACAUCGUCAAGGGGAUGCUUUUCCUCCACAACAGUGUGAUCAGCUACCACGGCAACCUCAAGUCCUCCAACUGCGUGGUGGACAGUCGCUUCGUGUUGAAGAUCACAGACCAUGGGCUGGAGAGCUUCCGUCAGGCGCCCGAGACGGACGAUUCCCACACGCUGUUUGCCAAGAAACUCUGGACGGCCCCCGAGUUCCUGCGCAUGGAGUCGAACCCCUUUCUGGGCACCCAGAAAGGCGACGUCUACAGCUUUGGGAUCAUCCUGCAGGAGAUUGCCCUGCGGAACAGCGUCUUCUACGUGGAAGGCAUGGACCUGAGCCCCAAAGAAAUCAUCGAGCGAGUGAAGAGCAGCGAGUGCCCCCCCUUCCGCCCCUCGGUGAACUUGCCAUCCAACCUCGAGGAGGUGGUCUUCCUGAUGCAGCGGUGCUGGGCCGAAGACCCCCAGGAGCGCCCCGACUUCCACCACAUCAAAGGCAUGCUGCGGAAAUUUGACAAGGGCAACAGCUGCAACCUCUUGGAUACGUUAUUGUCACGCAUGGAGCAGUACGCCAACAACCUGGAGGAGCUGGUGGAGGAGCGCACACAGGCCUAUCUGGAGGAGAAGCGCAAGGCAGAGGCUCUGCUCUACCAGAUUCUGCCCCACUCAGUGGCGGAGCAGCUGAAGCGCGGGGAGACGGUGCAAGCAGAGGCAUUUGACAGUGUCACCAUCUAUUUCAGCGACAUCGUGGGCUUCACUGCCCUGUCGGCAGAGAGCACCCCCAUGCAGGUUGUCGCUUUGCUCAACGACUUGUACACCUGCUUUGAUGCCAUCAUUGAUAACUUUGAUGUCUACAAGGUGGAGACCAUCGGCGAUGCGUACAUGGUUGUGUCGGGCCUCCCAGUGCGCAACGGACGGCUGCAUGCCCGUGAGAUUUCCCGCAUGUCACUGGCACUCCUUGAGACCGUUCGCAACUUCAAGAUCCGCCAUCGGCCGGACCAGCAGCUCAAACUGCGAAUUGGGAUCCACAGCGGCCCUGUCUGUGCCGGAGUUGUGGGCCUGAAGAUGCCUCGCUACUGCCUCUUUGGGGACACAGUCAACACAGCCUCCCGCAUGGAGUCCAACGGGGAAGCUCUGAAGAUCCACUUGUCCGGAACCACCAAGUCCAUCCUGGAAGAGUUUGGGUGCUUUGAUCUGGAGCUCCGUGGGGAUGUGGAGAUGAAGGGGAAGGGCAAACUCCGGACCUACUGGCUGUUGGGUGAGCGUGUGAGCAGCACGCGGGGCUGAAGAGUUGCGGCCUUCCUCCAGGAUUCCCAGGAGAUCGCCUAACCCUCCUGCUUUCCCGAAGGCGGGUACGUCUGUCGUCUCUGCCCUGCCACCAAAGACCCUCUGUUUUCAGGGCACCCUCCGGGGGUCAGGGAGAUCCCGGACUGAGCCCCCAGGACCCUACUCCCUUGGAGCAGCCCACCCACCUCCACCUCGGGCCUUUUGAGCAUGUCAGCUGCUCUGACCCAGCUCUGAGCCCGCAAAGACUGGACAGUGCACCCGUGGCCUGGAGCAGCCAUCGCUACGGAUGUCUCCUUUUCCCCUGUUUCACAUCAGCUCCCCGUUGACCACGUCAACCAGACAUAGUUGGGGUCCUUCACGAUGCCUGGUAGACUCAACAAACUGCACCAGCCCCUCCCUCUAUGUAAGCUGGUUGGACAUCUGGCAGUCCCUUGUGAAUUUGGCAUCUGGAGCGAGGACGCCUGAGCAUCUCACAAGACCUCGUGCCUGUAUGUGACCCACUGCUGAUUUCAAACACAACCCCCCCCCCCCGAAAAAAGCUCUAGCUUUAUAAUAAAAUGAAUGUAUGCGUCACUCUCUGCCUUCCCUGAACAACAAGACGCGACCUGCAGAACCGUAUUGAAAGUCCUCCCUCUGAUGAUGAUCUCUCUGCCUCCCGCACAUGUAAACUGGUUGUGAUGACUUCGUCACGGAGGGGGUGGCGGCACUCUGCACAUGCACAGAGGCACUUGUCGUUGCUACCUCGCAUAUCACUGGGAGUGAAAAUAGACUGUAUUGUUACAGCGGGGUGUUUGUGUGCAUGUGUUGAGAGAGGGAGGGAGGGAGGGAGGUAUGGUUUCUGGAGCAAGUUAUGUUAAACAAGUUAUGAAAACAGAGGUGGGGAGAGAAACAAGGGGAGGGUUGUUGUUGCUUUUUGGCUUAACCCUUUCUGCACGCAUUUUAAGGCAAAAAAAAAAUCAUCUUCCAGAUGCCCUUUGUGUUGGAGGAAAAGCUGUUGUUGACACAAAUGCCAGCUUCCAUCCCCCAGCAAUUACGUGUGUGUGUGUGUGUGUUCAUCAGGGCUAUGAUGCUUUGGGGAAGCUACUUCCACCCCACUCCUUGCCACACCCGCCAUUUUACAAAACCAAUGACGCAGCCGCCUAUGAUUGUGAUAAUGGAUUCAACCUAUUGUGUAGUUCAGCCCUUUAUGAACUAACUGUCGGAGCUGGUCAGCAUAAAAUCCAUCCUCUCCACUGGUCAUGUGCAAACGGGACCGCGGGGUGGGGUGGGGGGUGGGGUGGGGAUUGUGAGCCUGCCACAGUGAAUAACGUAAAUAAAGGCUGACAUGUGAGCCCUUUCGGCGAGGCAA